Molecule: messenger RNA, 3288 nt
Organism: Alternaria alternata
Lineage: Eukaryota; Fungi; Ascomycota; Dothideomycetes; Pleosporales; Pleosporaceae
Exons: 3
Coding region: 1-3288 (1095 amino acids)
Source: RefSeq, a predicted model, not a curated record
AUGAUGCGUUCAACUUUCUUUUUCUCCCUGCUUGCGGGCACGGCCUUUGCUCAGCUUGCCGAAAACAACUUGAAGACCCACGUCGGAAGUUUGAAGCUUUCUGCACCCUUCAAUCCGAUCAAAGAAGCGUACUGGACUGGACUCCCUCACCAUCGCCGCACUCCCUUUGCUGUCUCGCCAGAUGGCAAGUCAGCAUACCUUGCGUACCUAGACGCUUCCGAGACGGACGUACAUAUCCAGAAAGUCGACCCUGCUACCUUUGCGACCGUAGGCGAUGCAGUGACCGUCACUGGUGGAAAGGAAGCUGGUGGUCUAGUUGCUCACAAUGACGGUUUCGCUUUACUCACUAACGAGGCCAUGCCGUCAGGCACCACCAACGCGCCGCCUGAUAGUACCCCAGUAGCUGUCUUGUACCGCUACACUGCUGGCAAGCAGACCUUCAAGACGUUUUUGGGCGGCCCUGACAACGUUGGCGGUAUGGGCGCACUGGCGUCCCCGGACAUGAACGGAGACCUUGCUUUCUCUGAGGCCACUGGCAUGUACGGUGCUUACUUCGUCGUCACCGCGUACUCUGGCGAUGCCAAGGGUCAUUUUGGUGACGCCAUCCAAUACGUUAGCGAGAACGGCACGCUCGAGCAGAUCCAGGGUGCUAGUUCAAGCUGGGGAUGCUCACACAACACUGGUAUCGCAUUCGAGGCCGCUGAUUCUGUUCCGUUUCCUAGCAUCUGUUCCGAGGACCAGGGUGCCAUUUGGCUUAACACUGGAGGUACUGGAAUGGACAAGAGCGGUGUCAAGGUCUCCAACGAAAACGUCCAGAAUGGUGCUGGAAAUGAGGCUAUGGGUGGCAUGUCCGGAUCCUACAGUGGUCUUGCACGCUUCAUCGACAGCGACUCCUACAUCUUCUCCUGGGUUUCGCGUGGCGCCAAGGAUCUGACCGAGAACGAGUGGAUGGGCGCAGGCUACACUCACUCCGAGAACCGCACUGUCAACCGCAACGUUGCCAUCGCUACCUUCUCAGACAAGAAGACAAUUGUUGGCGAGCAAGCUACCUCUGAACUUGGCCCCGAUGGUGACUCACAAGUCAACUGGAUCACCACAGGCUCUGCUGACUGCCAGAACGCUCACGUUGCUGCCUUUGAUGGCACCAGCGCUCUCGUCACCUGGGAGGAGAUCGCUGAGCCUACGUGCGAGUUCGUUGCCAUGGGCUGCAAGGGUGCCUUUACUGGCUCUUACUUCCAGCUCGUCAAGGACGGCAAGAAGGUUGGCGAGCCGGUCAAGUCCAUGGACGUCUACGUCGCGGGAGACAUGGUUACCAUGGCUGAUGGUCGGGUAUGCUGGCCUUACGUUGACAUGGACUGGACACUUGACGCACCAGUGCGUAACCCCGCAAAGGUAGAGGCUAUCAGCUUCGCAUGCAUGGGCCUGAGUGGCAACGAGUCGGCUGCACCUGCUUCCUCUGCCCCAGCUGCCUCAGCCCCAGCUGCCUCAAAGACACCAGCUCCCUCAUCCAAGGCUCCCGUCGCUACUUCUGCGGCUGUCAAAGAAUCAGCUCCUGUAAACGAGGUUGCCGAGUCUACCGAACAAACCCCAGCCGUUGAAACACCUGCUGAGUAUGCUCCAACGCCCGCCCCAAACCCGAUCGAGUCCCUGCUCCCCAUAGCUCCCAUCGUCUCUGUCAUCACAUCUGCGCUUGAAGCUAUUCCAUCAGGCUUCCUUCCCGACAACGACCUUCCCGCGCCCUUCCUGUCAAUCUUCAUUCCGGCUUCUGAGUCUUUCAUCGCCUCUCUUGCACCUGCUUUCACCGAAAGUGCUAAGAUACCUCUUCUGUCCCUUGAGCCAGUAUACUCCAGCACCCCCAGCUCUUUGGUCGCUGAGCCUACCGUCGAGCCUACAGCUUAUCCUGAAUACCCAGAGGCUACUCCUAUUGUCGAACCAUCUCAGCCAGCAGCUACUCCUAUCGUUGAACCUUCCCAACCCGCGGUGACUCCCACCGUCGAACCGACUCAACCCGCAGCUUCAACAACAUGUACCGAAGGCAAGACCCAGAGCACUCGCGUACCCCUUGACGCCACUCUUUCGGCAGAUGCUCCCCCCUACCCUAUCGGUACAGGCUCAGCCGCCUACCCCACUGGCAGUGGUAUGCGCCCCUCCGGUAUCGCGCGCCCCACUGGUGCUGGCCGUCCAGACUGGUUCCAUGGUAGCCGUCCAGAUGGUAGCUUUGGCUGGGGUCGCCCCAGGCCUUCCGCCAGGAUGACUGAGGAAUCAGAGCUCGUAACGAUCGAUCCGAACGGCGACAUGCUCAUCAUAUUGAAAGACCCGAACACGGCACUGUUGGAGUGGAAAGAAGACAAGGACUUAUUGGAGGAAACGAUCGCUCAGGCAGCAGCUGAAGCGACUGAGACAGUCAACAACAGCGAAGUUGCACCGCUAGAGCGAGAAUUACCCAAAACUCGGUAUCUGGUGUCAUCGCGGCAAAUGCGUAUCGUAUCACCUUACUUUGAAAACAUGUUCAAAUUCAACUAUGGCGAGACAGUUUCGGUUUUCGAGGAUGAUCUAUAUCAUGUCCAAGCACAAGGGUGGAACCCAGAAGCAUUUGCCGUGGUGCUCAAUGUCGCGCAUGUCCAACUUCAAGCCAUACCGAAAAAGGUCAGCCUCGCUUCGUUCGCUUGGCUCUACGUUAUCGCAGACUAUUACCAGAUGGAGGGUGUCUUGGGACUAUUCACAACGGAGUGGUUGAACCAACUGAAGCGGCAACCGAUGCCGAUAACCUACAGUAAGGAGCUUGUACUCUGGAUGUUCUUGAGUGUGAAACUCCAAGACAUGGAGACUUUUAACCACAUGGCAUUAAUUGCGACAAGGAAAGCUUGCUAUCCCAUACAGUUUCUGGAUCUACCCUUUCCUCCAGGAGGGCAAGUACACAAGCUUGAUGGCAUGCGGUGUGCCGCUAUUGAAAAGCUUCUGGGUGGUGUACGUAAACUUAUCAGAGAGCUGUACCAAGGCAAGGAGGGGUGUUCGGAGGCAUGUUCGGGCAUGCUGUUAGGGUUCUUGCAGCGGGCCUUGUGGAAAGAAGAUCUACAGGGUGUCGUUUCAGAACAUCGUCAACGUCCCUUCGAAGGAAUUGGGUUUGAUUCACUUCUUUGCGAGAUCGAGGAGAUAGGAACUCCCUCUGAUGGUAUAUGGGAUUUGCCCAACUGCUGUCUACUUGAAGACCUUCUUUUUCCGAUCCGUUGCGAUGCUGCGGCUUGCCUAGAGCUGGAUAUAAGCAUUGCAGAAUACCAGGGGCAAUAG